Messenger RNA from Protomyces lactucae-debilis, 1005 nucleotides. RefSeq names its product SCO1/SenC-domain-containing protein. Gene Ontology annotation, biological process: mitochondrial respiratory chain complex IV assembly. The coding region runs from base 1 to 1005 and encodes 334 amino acids. The transcript has 2 exons. The record is from RefSeq and is a predicted model, not a curated record. Lineage: Eukaryota; Fungi; Ascomycota; Taphrinomycetes; Taphrinales; Protomycetaceae.
AUGGGCGUGAUACAGUUACCGACUCACACUUUGACACGCUUGCGAUCCGGUCCAUCGCCUGAUGCUCCUUCGUCGUCGUUCUUGUCGGAGCCGUCGAGGUCAACGCUUCCUUCGCUGUCAUCACUCUCUUCUCCACCGAGAGAGACCGCUUCGCUCCACAACUUUAGUGCAUCUGGAUAUAUCGCAUCAGCAAGAAUCGCGGCCACCUCCUCGCCUUCUUGCAAAGUGUCCUCUUCUCGGCCGGUCCAAGCGAAGAACCAGUCCAAGCCUGCUGGUAGAUUGGUUCUUCGUCGCACUUUUACAUGCGAGAGACCUCGACUACAGAUCAGGCAACCUGCUGAAGUCAAGGAAAAGGCUCGUGUCGGUCCAUUCUCGGUGACAUCGGCGGCUCUCUUCGUGGCAACUGCCCUUAUUCUUGGACUUUAUUUCAAUUCUGAGCGUAAGCGAGUCAAAGUGCAACAAGCAAUGGAAUCUCAAAAGCCCGUUGGCAAGCCACGCAUUGGAGGUCCAUACUCCUUGAUUGACCACAAUGGGAAAGGGGUGAGUGAAAAAGACUAUCUAGGCCUGUACACCUUGAUCUACUUCGGAUUCACGCGCUGCCCGGACAUCUGUCCAGAGGAGCUCGACAAGAUGACCCUCGUGCUCAAAGAUGUCAAUCAAGGGACGAAGCGAGUGCAGCCUCUAUUCAUCACAUGUGACCCCGCGCGCGAUACCCCAGAAGAGCUCAAGGAAUAUUUGUCAGAAUUCGAUCCGGAUAUCAUUGGCUUGACAGGUGACUACGAGGCCAUCAAGAGCGUCUGCAAGGCUUUCAGAGUCUACUUCUCGACGCCGAAAGAGGUCAAAUCUGGAGAAGAUUAUCUGGUUGAUCACAGUAUCUUUUUCUAUCUCAUGGAUCCCGAAGGCCAAUUUGUCGAUGCUUUUGGACGCAACUACACAGCGGAGCAGGCAGCAAAGCGCAUGAAGGAGUACAUUCAAGAUUGGGCACCUAGAACGCCAGCAGUCUAG